AUAACAGCAGCAGCACCCGUAGCAAUCAAUCCUCCAUUCACGCCAGUCUCUCCUUCAACCAGUCCCUCCUUAUCUCUGGUCAUUCUUUACCAUGUCCAAGUUCCUUCUUUGGACCAUCUCCGCGGCAGCCCUCGCGCGCGCCGCCACUCUCGAAGAGGUCUGCACCUCAGCCUAUGCUAAGGCCGCCGUGCCCGUCUCCGGCCUGGUGCCGGGGGUGGUGACCAGCCCUUCCAGCGUCACAGCUGCCCCGGUCUACAAUGAAUCCACUGCCGGCUCCAACUACUACCCGGCUGGAACCUACGACUACUGCAACAUUACCAUGACCUACUCUCAUGCAGGCAAGGAUGACAGUGUCCUGCUGCAGUUCUGGAUGCCCACCCCCGACGACUUCCAGAACCGCUGGGUGUCUACCGGUGGCUUUGGUUUCGCCAUCAACGUUGCCUCCAACGUCCCUGCUGGUCUCCCCUACGGUGCCGUCGCCGGUCGUACCGAUGGUGGUUUUGGCAGCUUCGACACCCAAUUCUCCUCGGUGUUCCCCCUGGUGAACGGUACCGCCAACUACGAUGCUCUUUACAUGUUCGGCUACCAGGCCCACCAUGAGAUGUCCUCCAUCGGCAAGGCCUUCACUAAGAACUUCUACAGCAUGACUGACAAGCUCUACGCCUAUUACCAAGGUUGCUCCGAGGGUGGUCGUGAGGGUUGGAGUCAGGUCCAGCGCUUCCCCGAGGAAUGGGACGGUGCCGUCAUCGGAGCCCCCGCCAUCCGCUACGGCCAGCAGCAGGUCAACCACCUGGUGCCCCAGGUCGUCGAGCAGACGCUCGACUACUACCCCAAGAAUUGCGCUUUCUCCGAGAUCGUGACCCUCAUCAUCGACGCCUGUGACGCGCUCGACGGCCGCAAGGACGGCGUCGUCUCCCGCACUGACCUCUGCCAGCUCAACUUCGACCUGACAUCGACCAUCGGAAAGCCCUACUCCUGCGCCGCCAGCACCAGCAUGGGCGUCAGCACCCCGGCCCAGAACGGCACUAUCAACGUGGAGACUGUCAAGGUCGCCCAGACCAUCCUUGACGGUCUGAAGGACUCCGAGGGCCGCCAGGCCUACUUCUGGUACCGGAUUGGCUCGGAGUUCACCGACGCCGAGACCGCCUACGACUCGACCACGAACACCUACGGCAUCGACAUCUCCGAGCUGGGCGGCGAGUGGGUCACUCACGGUCUCCAGCUCCUCGACCUGGACAACCUCUCCAACCUGAACAACGUCACGUACGACACCCUCCGCGACUGGAUGUUGGAAGGUCUCCAGCGCUACGAGGACGUCCUGCAGACCACCUGGCCCGAUCUGUCCCGCUUCCAGGCCGCCGGCGGUAAGGUGAUCCACUACCACGGUGAAUCCGACAACAGCAUCCCCCCGUCUUCUUCUAUCCGGUACUUUGAAUCCGUCCGCGACAUCAUGUUCCCCAACGCCACGUACAACGCGUCCGUUGAGGCCGUGAACGAAUUCUACCGUCUGUAUCUGGUCCCCGGUGCUUCCCACUGCAACACCAACUCACUGCAGCCCAACGGACCCUACCCUCAGAACUCUCUCGGUGAUCUUAUGGACUGGGUCGAGAAGGGUGUAGAACCGGUGACUUUGAACGCUACGGUGCUGAGCGGCGACUACGAGGGAGAGGAGCAGCAGCUGUGCUCGUGGCCUCUGCGCCCGUUGUGGAAGAACAACGGCACGGUCAUGGACUGCGUGUAUGAUCAGAAGUCGAUCGAUACGUUCUUGUAUGAUCUGGAUGCGUAUGACAUUCCCAUCUACUAGAUGGUGAGCAACGGGGUG
Messenger RNA from Aspergillus sclerotioniger CBS 115572, 1822 nucleotides. Its product is annotated as tannase and feruloyl esterase. The record is from RefSeq and is a predicted model, not a curated record. The transcript has a single exon. The coding region runs from base 92 to 1804 and encodes 570 amino acids. Lineage: Eukaryota; Fungi; Ascomycota; Eurotiomycetes; Eurotiales; Aspergillaceae.